Gongylonema pulchrum is the source of this 216-nucleotide messenger RNA. NCBI's taxonomy places the organism in Eukaryota, Metazoa, Nematoda, Chromadorea, Rhabditida, Gongylonematidae. The record is from the annotation of a GenBank genome assembly.
AUGAAUUACCCGAUCAGUCGUCCAAAUGAUGACACGGAUCGCACUUUGUGGAUGGGUGAUUUGAGCACCGACUGGGACCAAAAUUUUAUAGCAGGAGCAUUCGCACGAAUGGGUGAACAGGUCACCAAUGUAAAAAUCGUCUUCGACAAACAGAGUGGAAAGGUACGUUGGUCUUCCGAAAUUUUGCUUUUAAACGUUGAUUUGUGUUCUUCUUAA